Messenger RNA from Gongylonema pulchrum, 540 nucleotides. The record is from the annotation of a GenBank genome assembly. NCBI's taxonomy places the organism in Eukaryota, Metazoa, Nematoda, Chromadorea, Rhabditida, Gongylonematidae.
AUGGACUUAAGUAUCAAGAAUAAUAAGUCCAGGAUUCUCUGGGCCACUCGCCUUUCUUCUGUAGAAGAGGUUGGAAAAUCUAGGCUUCGGAUAUUUAUAAUCUAUCAACUGUUCUGUAUAAAUCAGAAGUUUCACACUGAUGGAGUUUACAUUUUUGAUGAUCUCGACGACUUGAAAGAAAUUUCAGGCACUGCUGAAGGUCAGUCAGAGAAGAAGCCAUCGCCCGGUACAGCCCAUCAAUCAUCACCGUUUCCACGGGCAUCGCCGGACCUCAAACGAAAUCAAGUAGGAUUCCCGGCUCCCAUUGCUCAGGACUCGCUGAUGACCGUCAACAAAACCGGAGAUUUACAACCAGCUGGUAGUUUAGAAAAGCUGAAGCUCGAAGUGGAUUCUAUUCCGAUUGGGCCAAAAGUUAUUGGCCAGCACGAAAUCAAGAUUUCGGAGAAAACUUCCGAUAAACCAGACAAUGAGUUCGUUGAUUUUCCAUUCCAAUAUAAUCCUCAAGCAGUGGUGCAUCCAAAUAAGGAAAAUUUAUCAUAA